Molecule: messenger RNA, 981 nt
Organism: Oldenlandia corymbosa var. corymbosa
Lineage: Eukaryota; Viridiplantae; Streptophyta; Magnoliopsida; Gentianales; Rubiaceae
Source: the annotation of a GenBank genome assembly
AUGGCUGAAACAAACCAAACUGCAAUUCCAGUUGUUGAACCUAAAGGUUCUGUUGAAACUGUGAAUGAAAAUGCUGUGAAUAAUCCAAUUGUCAUCCCAUCUGAAGAUGUUAUUGUUAUACCACCAAACCAAAAAAAAAAAAAAAUGCCAGUUGUUGAACCAUCAGAUACUGUUGAAACUGUGAAUGAAAAUGCAGUUAACAAUUCGGUGGUGAAUCCCUUUGAAGAUAUCAUUGCUGCACCACCAAAUGAUGUUGGUGCUACAAUAGAUGUUAUAAUCUAUUUGUAUGCAAAAGCAACCAUCCCGGGAAAAAUUGUGAAAGAUUCUGCAAAUUCUUUCAAAGAAGGUUGUGUUAGAAAAUUAUCAAGAUUUGACAGUUGUCUCAACAUUAGUGUGGGAUUCAGGUGUGCUAAGCAUGAAUACAAAAUUGUGUUCAUGUCAAACACAAAUGUUGAAGCUGCAUUUGAUUUUGACAUCCCAGAUCAUGUGUUUGAGUUCACACCAUUGGCAGAAGUUACAAACUUUGUGGCCAACUUUGAUUAUUGUUUUGGCCACAUCAUGACUUACAGUGAUCCAAUUGUUGAAAAUGGAAAGAAGAGGAUUUCAGUAGAGCUUGAAGAUGAAAGAAGUAGUGCCCAUGAAAUGAAAGCUGCAAGUGUCCAUAAAAUUUCAAUGCUGUUAUCUAUUUCUGGAUACACAUCUUAUGAAAAUUUCAUAAAUGGAGCAAAACUUUUGUCAUUGGGUGACAUAGAUGAUCUUGAUGAGGAGAUUGAUUCGGAGAUGUGUGCAGAGUUUUACCAAAAUUUGACAUCUACUGAGGAUAGCACCGCCAAGACUGCAGUAUCCUGCACUGGAGAUAUAGAGAUAGGGAAUUUGGGCAACGAUAUGACUGACAGUCCUCCUCCAAAAAACAAACAUGCAGGAAGUUGCGGUGAAGAGAGUAUCAAAUCCAAUCUCAACAAAUGUGUUAGAAAACUUUGA